GCAGUAAUGCACAGGUUAUUGCCAAACACCAAUAAACACCAUAAGAAGAAGAAGAAGAAGAAGAAAAUAAUUUUUUUUUUGUCCCUAAUUGAAGACUUUCAGGCUGCCCAGCCGUCGACGUCCGUUGUCCACUUGUGUUAAAAACACUUUGCAUUGUUGUUUAAUUUAGCAAAUGAAGCUAUGGUGUAUUUAAACGUGUGGUCUGUAAUUUUGGCUGAACAAGCGCAAUUUGUAUUUAUAGCGUGAGCGCAAAUUCCCCCACGUGUUGCCUGAAAGGAAAAACGCAGGGUUGAAAAUGCUCAUGAAGCUAGGAACAAGCUAAAGUAAUCGGACGGAUAACUAAAAAAAAACAUGAAGUAUAUUUGACAACUUAGAUAAAUUAGUCGACGUGUAACAACAGCACACCCUCAGCCAACAGCACAGAAAAUACUAUUCAAAAAGAAAUGGGUCUUGACCCUGCCUUGCUCAGAGACCAGCUCUUUGAACUAUGGAACCAGAAGGAUCUGCAGAUGCUCAGUUUGGCCGCCUUUCGGGGAUUUUCAAAGCUGUCUGAGCCUCUCGAAGCCUUGCUAACAAUCCUGGAGGGCUGUCCAGGCAAACAGAUGGGUCGGAGCCACACCCUGGGCUAUCACAUUCUCAUGGAAUUCCAGUCAUGGCUAAAGGAAAAUCCUCAGGUAAACCUGAGUUCAGUUUCUGGACAGCAACCGUUGGCGCUACAGCGACGGGCUCUUCAUUUACUAACGGAUAGCCAGCCCAACUUCGUGGAGAGUCUGAUUAACGUGUACGAGCUGAAGUCUGCAGACCGUUCGAUAUUACGUCUGCAGAUUAUCAGGCUGCAGGCUCUCAACUGCUACAAAGAAGCAACAAUGCUCAGCAUAAAGUUGGAGUUACAAAAGGAACUAGACAUAGAGGAGAUGAUUGUACCUCUGAUCUUACAGGACAAGUUGGCAYUAGCAGAGUCCUUUGUCAGAGGCCACAAAGACCUAGAAGAACAACUCGUCACGCUGCUAGACUCUUGGUGUCACCCUGAUUUCAUUGUACAGGACAUAAGGAAACAGUUCCCUCGUCUCUCUCUGUCCAAAAACUACACAGUCCAGAUCCAGCCCAAAAUGCUCACAAAACAUGUGGUACGACUCAUGGAGAAGUUCACAAUUGACCCAAGACUGUGUCCCAAUGCUCUGCAUAAAAGAAGACUGGACUCUCUGCGUUACCUCAUGUAUAAGACAUUUGUGGAUAAAAGCAUGACCGAAGAGAUCUGGACUGAUCAUGUGCAGACUGUAGUGGGAAAUGACUCCCAGCUGCAGCUCCAUUUGGUAGAGAUGUUGGUGAAGUACUGUGAUCUUCAGAAAGCUGCUCAGUGGUCAAUCAGAUACAACAUCCCCAGAAAUCAACUUCCUACAGGAGUAUGGGAAAAGCAGCAGAGUUUACCACCUGAUCUACAACAGAUAAGUUCAACUGAUUUAGCCCAAAAUGAGGAGUGGGUGCCGUCUCAGUCACACUGUCAGAAGUUCUUUCAGGUGCCUCUCACCAAAGACAAGGUUCACUUUGUGGACACGCCUGAAGCUCUCCAUCGAUGUCGAACGGUCAUCCUAAAGGGAGGUGGUGUUGUAGGCGUGGACAUGGAGUGGCAGCCCACAUUUGGAUGUGUAUCAGCUCAAAAAGUAGCUCUGAUACAACUUGCAGUUCAUGACCAAGUUUUCUUAUUAGAUCUGUCCGCUGUGGAAUUCUGUCAACACCCAGACGUAGUUGAUUUAAUCAGGGUCUUGUUCUCUGACCAAAAUAUCCUUAAAUUAGGGUAUGGUAUGGCUGGAGAUCUAAAGUGUCUCACUGCCACCUGGCCUGAGUUAUCAGAGGAGCCACUGAAGAGGAAUGGGAUGCUUGAUCUUCUUAACGUACACCAAAUGAUUCAGCGUAGUAAGGUUAACGUGGCUCAAAAUGGCACUAAAGAAGUAACAGUAGGGGAGGACUGUGCAGAAAAAGGCCUCAGUCUGCUGGUACAACAGGUCCUGGGAAGUCCCUUGGACAAGACAGAGCAGAUGUCCAACUGGGGGAAGCGUCCACUACGCAUUAGCCAAAUUAGAUAUGCAGUGGCAGAUGCCUACUGUUUGCUGGAUGUGUACUCGGUUCUCUCCAGUAACCCUGCGUACUUCGGMCUGCCAGCUGACCUGCGCAGCAUCCCUUCAAACCAAUCGGAGACGACCAAAGACAAGAAGCAGAAGCAGAAACAGGACAAGAAGACAAAACAGACACUCGGCAAAGAGGAAUGUCAGGGGGCUCAAAAGGUCAGUCCCCCUCGUUCUGACACAGAGAAAGGCCUCCUGUGUGGCGAGAUGGCCCCAGAAGAUUUCCCGCCUCUGCCCCCCCAGCAGUUGCGGGUGGUGUGUGACAACAUGCUGCAAGGACUUGGAAGGUAUCUGCGCUGCUUGGGGGUCGAUGUGGUCAUGUUGGAGAAUACGGAUGAUCACAGAGUUGCAGCAAAGUUAGCGCAAUCUGAAGGCCGUGUCAUCCUCACAUGUGGACAGCCAUAUCAAACGUUGCGCUCCCAGGUGGGUGAGGGGCGCUGUCUGUCCUUGAACUGUUCAGAAAAGGCCAAAGACCAGGCUGUUCGAGUCCUCCGACACUUCAACGUCCAGCCUACUCCCAGCGAUAUAUUCAGCCGCUGUCAGGCAUGUAACAGCGAUCAGUACGUGGCGAUCCCUCGAGCAGACAUGGUCAGGAUGCUGAAGGAGAAAGGGUUUUUGCAGGACAGCAGCGAGCAGACACACGAGGAACCCUGCCAACAGGAAGAGCAGCAGCUCGAUGACACGCUGACCCCCGGCGUGACCCCUGACCCCCCCAGGUAUGCCACUCAGUGUCGCUGGGCCUCCCUUUCAGGCCUGGACCGCGACACCCUGACCUUUCCCGGGGGGUCGCCCAUCCAGCUGCACGCCGUGCCCCCCGCCCUGCUGCAGAGGAUAUCGCUGUUCUACGUCUGCACCAGAUGUGGCAAGGUGUUCUGGGAAGGCUCGCACUUUGGCCGCGUGCUCUCCUUGUUUCAGGAGGUUUUGCACGUAACAGAUGAGGACAGGAGCUCAGCUGCAGAGCCGUUCCCUCUGAGCCACUGACGGGUGUGGAGUUGUUACGCUUCACUCUGGAACAGCCACAAACCUUUCAGCAGUCAGAGAAAUUCACUUUAUUUGCACCACCUGUCAAGUUAAAAAGCACAGAAAGGUGUUAGUUUACCAUUUUAGUUCGCAGUGACAAAUUAGAUGGAUCUGUUUCUGUCUAUAUUUAUGUUUUGGAAUAAUAAAUAUGGUCACGUUUAUAAGGGUUUCCUAUUUAGAGAGAGAAACCUGUUUGUCACAGUCCAUCUGCUCAUAAACAGAGAAAGCUGUUAACUCCAGGUCUGAUGUUUGAGAACAGGCAGUUCUUUUUUUUUCUUUUUUUUUACCACAUUCAUAUUUUCAAAUCCUCAACAUGUAAACCAAGAAUUAGCCUCAUCCGGCGUCUUUGUGUAGGUUAACAGCUCUACCUUUAGGUGCUGAGUGUCACUUUCAAACCCUUGUUUUGUUAGCAGAUUCAUUUUGUGGAAAUGAAAUGAGUUUAUAAAAGUUCUAAUUUGUUUAUUUCAGUACAGGAAUCUCAACCAACUGAGCUGCUCACAAAUGUUCAAGUUUGCUUUGGCAGAUGAACCAAAAAUCUCUUUUUUGAUGUUUAAUGGUUUGAAUUGGGCUCUUUUGAAAUUUAUAGUUAAAUCUUAACGAAGUCUUUUUACUUGAAUUGAUUUGAUCUGUGGUCAUAUCAAACAGAUGUUUUUUUAAAGUUAAGAUAUGUAAUUAUAUGUGUUUUUUUUUUUCUUUUCCUGUCGGCACAUUUUAAUGAGUUUCAAUUUUUACCCAAUGUGUUAAUAAACAGACAUUUCAUUGUUGA
This is a messenger RNA of Austrofundulus limnaeus, 3909 nucleotides long. It is a transcript of the gene exd3, whose product is annotated as exonuclease 3'-5' domain containing 3. Gene Ontology annotation, molecular function: 3'-5' exonuclease activity; nucleic acid binding. NCBI's taxonomy places the organism in Eukaryota, Metazoa, Chordata, Actinopteri, Cyprinodontiformes, Rivulidae. The record is from RefSeq and is a predicted model, not a curated record. The transcript is spliced from 21 exons. Gene Ontology annotation, biological process: nucleobase-containing compound metabolic process. The coding region runs from base 444 to 3104 and encodes 886 amino acids.